AUGUCCGGCACCGGCCCCCGCGAGGCCAUCUUUCCCACGCGCAUGAACCUGACCCUCACCAAGGGUCGGCUCAAGGGUGCCCAGACCGGCCACUCUCUCCUCGCCAAGAAGCGUGACGCGCUCACCACCCGUUUCCGCCAGAUCCUUAAGAAGGUCGACGAGGCCAAGCGUUCCAUGGGCCGCGUGCUCCAGCUCGCUUCCUUCUCCCUCGCCGAGGUUACCUACACCGCCGGCGACAUCGGGUACCAGGUCCAGGAGAGUGUGCGCAAGGCGACAUACACUGUCAAGGCCAAGCAGGAGAACGUGUCGGGUGUUGUGCUGCCCGCGUUCGAGGGUGUGCGCAAGGAGGGCAGCGACUUCAAUCUCACGGGUCUGUCGCGUGGUGGCCAGCAGAUUCAGCGCAGUCGAGACACAUAUGUCAAGGCGGUCGGUACCCUUGUCGAGCUCGCAUCGUUGCAGACGGCGUUUACGAUCCUCGACGAGGUCAUCCGCGCGACCAACCGCCGUGUAAAUGCGAUCGAGCACGUCGUCAUCCCGCGCCUCGAGAACACGAUCAAGUACAUCAACUCGGAGCUGGACGAAAUGGAUCGCGAGGAGUUCUUCCGUCUCAAGAAGGUGCAGGGCAAGAAGAAGCGUGACGCGGCCCAGGCCGACGCCGAGCGGGCGGAGAAGAAUGCGCAGGUCGCCGAGUCCGAGGUGAACAAGGACGACGGGAUUGGGGGCGGCUUGGCGGGUGGUGCGGACAUGCUCGACGCCGACAAGGACGACGAUGUCAUUUUCUAG
Molecule: messenger RNA, 783 nt
Organism: Cutaneotrichosporon cavernicola
Lineage: Eukaryota; Fungi; Basidiomycota; Tremellomycetes; Trichosporonales; Trichosporonaceae
Gene: VMA8
Exons: 4
Coding region: 1-783 (260 amino acids)
Biological process (GO): vacuolar acidification
Cellular component (GO): fungal-type vacuole membrane; vacuolar proton-transporting V-type ATPase complex
Molecular function (GO): proton-transporting ATPase activity, rotational mechanism
Source: RefSeq, a predicted model, not a curated record